Cygnus atratus (black swan) is the source of this 1005-nucleotide messenger RNA. Its product is annotated as platelet-activating factor receptor-like. Gene Ontology annotation, biological process: positive regulation of Rho protein signal transduction; phospholipase C-activating G protein-coupled receptor signaling pathway. NCBI's taxonomy places the organism in Eukaryota, Metazoa, Chordata, Aves, Anseriformes, Anatidae. Gene Ontology annotation, cellular component: membrane. The record is from RefSeq and is a predicted model, not a curated record. Bases 1 to 1005 code for a protein of 334 amino acids. Gene Ontology annotation, molecular function: G protein-coupled receptor activity. The transcript has a single exon.
AUGAAUGGCUCAGCAUCGGGGCUGCUGCCGGCGGAGCUCCCCGGCGAGUGCGUGCCCCGCGACCCGGUGCAGUUCGUGCUGGUGCCGGCCGUCUACUGCCUGGUGCUGUGCGUGGGGCUGCCGGGCAACCUGGUGGCCUUGCUGGUGUUCCUGCAGAGCGGCAAGGUGAGGAAGGCCAUCCGCAUCUACCUCAUCAACCUCACGCUGGCCGACAUCCUCUUCAACCUCACCCUGCCCCUCUGGAUCCCCUACUACCUGGCCGGGGGGGACUGGCUGCUCUCGGAGGCCGCUUGCCGCCUGGCCGGGGCCGCCUACUACGUGGCCACCUACAGCGCCGUCACCUUCAUGGCGCUCAUCAGCUUCAACCGGUACUGCGCCGUGCGGGCUGCACGGCCGGUGCUGCCGCUGACCGGGCGCCGUGGGGCCGCGCUGGCCUGUGCCCUGGCUUGGCUACUGGGGCUGGGCUGUGCCGUGCCCACCCUGGCCGCCCGGCAAACCUUCCCGGCCCGCGCCGGGGCCACCACCUGCUUCGAGCAGCACGCGCGGCACCGAGCCUACGCCUACGCCAUGGUGGGUUUCUUCGCCGCCGCCUUCCUGGUGGUGCUGGGCACCUACGCCUCCGUCGCCCGCUCGCUGUCGGCGCCCGCCGCCGCCUCGCCGGGCUCGCACCGGCAGCAGGCGCGCGCCAUGGUGCUGGGGAUGCUGCUGGUGUUCGCGGUGUGCGUGGCCCCCUACCACCUGACGCUGGCCCCCUGGGUGGGCAGCCGGCCCCCCGUGCCGCCCUGCGGGCCCCCCGCCGCCCUGGACGUGCUGCACGCGCUGAGCGUGGCCCUGCUCAGCCUCAACAGCUGCCUCGACCCCCUCGUCUACUGCUUCUGCAUCCGGCGCUUCAGGGCCGACUUGGGCCGGACCCUGCGCAAAGCCGCCCGGUGCCUCCCGCUCUCCCCUCCGGCCCCCGACGUGCCCGUGCCCGGCGUCCGCGCAUCCUCCUUCACCUCCUCAUAG